Messenger RNA from Haliotis rufescens (red abalone), 1710 nucleotides. Its product is annotated as nucleoplasmin-like protein NO29. The transcript is spliced from 2 exons. The record is from RefSeq and is a predicted model, not a curated record. Bases 23 to 346 code for a protein of 107 amino acids. Lineage: Eukaryota; Metazoa; Mollusca; Gastropoda; Lepetellida; Haliotidae.
UGCUGUAUACAGCUGAUACAAGAUGGCGGCUUCUGUUGAAUUGUCAGUUUUACUUCGGGAUGGAAGCAAGAAACUGUUUACAAAACCAGCUGGACAAGGAGAUCCACCCGUUGAUAUCAAAACUUUACAACAAUCACUCUCAUCUUUACAAACAGAAACUAACUCAUACCUGACAGAAAUAGUUGAACAAGAAAAGGACUUUUUAAGUAAGGCAGCAAAUGGUCAAACAUCUACAAAGUCAACAGACAAUAAGGAAAGUGAUGAUGAUGAUGAUGAUGAUGAUGAUGAUGAUGAUGAUGAAGAAAAAGAUGGAGAAGAGCCAGCAGAGAAGAAACAGAAAACUUGAUAUUAUGUUCAGACUGUGUUCCUGUGUAAAUAUUCCAAGGAUGUAAUAAGUUCCAGCCUCAUUAAAAUCAGAUCUUUAACCCUGAUACAAUACCUCUCUGGGUGAAGAUCAGAGGACAACUCCGUAGGUCAUGUCAGGUGAACUUUCUAAUCAUCCAAUCAGCGUUGAGGCUUCUAAAUGUUUGAUAAGAGUGAGAUAAGCAUUUGUACCUGCAUACCCAAUUUCUGAUUUCUGUAUCUGAAGAUGGAGUAAAUAAAUUUGUUCCGAGUGUAAAUGAUAAAUGUUGCAGCAUUAUAUAUCAUUGUUGAUAUUUUAUUCACCCUGUCGUAUCUCAGCGCCAUGGCAUCUUUAACCAUAAAAGGAUUACCUUCAAAGGAAUGUUUGCAUUCUGUGGGGUUUGUUUUGCUAAAAUCGAAUUUCUGAAUCAAGAUGGUGUAUAAAUGAAACCAAAUCCUUUCAGAAAGCUCACAUCUGAUUUCUCCUAGAACCCAUGAUUUCUUCAUUUAGAUUGGGCACACAAAGUUCUGUCCUGUCUGUCGAGACCUUCUAUAGAGGUGUCCUCAGAUCGUGAUGCAUAGAAGCGUGGUAUUGGAGUAAAAGAUCAGAUUUAGAUGAGACUGUAAUGAGUGCAUUACAUUUUGGCUGAAAUGUAUGCUAUACCCACUGAAAUCUUUUUCGAGGAAGACAAGAGGUAGGGUAGCCUUGUGAUAAAAUCAUUUGCUUGCAUGAUGAAGAUCCUGCUUUGAAGUUUGCACAAUAUGUGAAACCCUGAUGUGGUCUUUCUGGAAUAUUGCUUAAAGACUUGCUCAUUCUUGCAGAUUACUGUGGAUUGUUCUACACUGGACUCUGGGCUGAAGCUGACACUCAGGUCCAUUCAGGAUAUAUAGAUAGAGUUACAGUGCUAAAGAAGGGAUGUAGGUUUCACUGCCUGGACGAUAAAGGCCUUGAGUAUUGCAAACAAGGGACAAUCUCAUUACUCUUUUAUUUUUAAUGACUAGAACAUUAAAAGUGGCAAAAUGUAUAUUCAGGCAAGCACAAACAAAAUACCAUUUGAUAAAAAAACCUGUUUCUGUUAGAAUUACAUGGAUGCUUUUAUAGACUGACUUCAUGAAAAUGAAUAGUGUACUGUAGGUACAUCUAUAUUCACAACAUUUUAUAUGGGUAUUAAUUUUACCUGGAUGAACGGUUCACUGUCUGUUUGGGUUGUCUGGUAUAGAGAAAUGACAGACAGAGGGCUGUGAUCAAAUACAGCUGUGACCGUGGUGUUAUUGCUGUAACCAUGGUGGUAUUGCUGAACAUGCUGCAAAAUCCCAUUCACUCAUAAAUAAAAAUAAAAUAAAAAUAAAAACACCAUUGUAAUAUCA